Messenger RNA from Owenia fusiformis, 2712 nucleotides. The record is from the annotation of a GenBank genome assembly. NCBI's taxonomy places the organism in Eukaryota, Metazoa, Annelida, Polychaeta, Sabellida, Oweniidae.
UUUGAUUUCAAUUUUUGAUUUCAAUUUUUGAGUGAAGCUUAGCAUAUUAAUGCCACUCCUGGCAUAAAUACACACCUAUGCAUAAAUGCUGACUUGAAGACUACCUACAUGUAGAUGUACAUGUAUUGUGAUACAGUCGAUUCAGCCAUACACGAUUUACAGUUAAUUAAGUAUGGCACCAUUGUGGAGCAAGUUACUCUUACUGUCAUUUCUGCAAUGUGUGAUCUCUGAUGAUGUCAGCAGGGAAUCAGAGUUCAUUUGGGAUGUUAAUGGAUAUGUGAUCUUCUGCCCUUGCAUGGGAAGGUUUGGUAACCAGGCUGAUCACUACCUUGGAGGUCUAGCAUUUGCCAAGUCCCUCAACAGAACACUCAUUCUACCUCCUUGGAGGACAUAUAAAAAUGUUCCAUUUGAUGAAUGGUUCAAAGUUGAACAAAUAAGAAAGUACCACCGUGUGAUCUUAGCAGAUGACUUCAUGAAGUAUCUCGCUCCCAAGUAUUGGCCUGUUGGAAAGAGGAUUGGAUGGUGCUGGUUGCCUAGUAACACAAAAGAAACAUGUAAAAUGAAAGAAGGCAACCCAUUUGGCCCAUUCUGGGAUGGGCUAGGUGUUGACUUUGAUGAGUAUAUGAUCUACCAGAUCAGUUUCCAUGACACAGAGCUCUGGAGGUGGGGAAAAUUGUAUCCCCCAGCAGAUCACCCAGUGAUGGCAUUUAAAGGGGCUCCAGCCAGGUUCCCCAUACAGGAGCACCAUGUGCAUUUACAGCAAUACCUCGAAUGGUCAGAUGCAAUAGAAGGGGAGGCACAGCAGUAUGUGGAUGACACAUUCCAUGGGGAACCUUACGUUGGGAUACACCUUAGGAAUGGAGGGGAUUGGGUGAAUGCAUGUGCACAUGUAGAGGGAGGGACUAAAUACAUGGCAUCUCCACAAUGUAUGGGUUAUCAAAAUACAGAACCACUCACCAAAGAAAUAUGCUAUCCAUCAGAGGAAACCAUACUUAGGCAAGUGAAAAAUGCCGUGCUGAAGACUAAUGCUAAACACAUUUUUGUUGCCACAGACAAGAACCCAAUGAUCAAAGAAUUAGAACAACAUUUAAAAGAACAAAAGGUUAAGGUUCACCAUUUAGACCCCUGGUUACCACUGAUAGACUUAGCCAUUUUAGGAAAAUCCGAUCACUUUAUUGGAAACUGUGUAUCGUCUUUUACUGCCUUUGUGAAGCGCCAUCGUGACGUACAUGAUCUCCCAUCUUCAUUUUGGUCCCGUAGUUGAUAAAACAGCUGAAUGGGUGCAAUUAAAUCACCAAGUCGCUCAAUUCCAAUUUGACAGUGCUCAAUAUGUGUUCAUUUCAGAGAUAUGACAUCCAAGUAGAAUAACCAGUUAAAGUAAAUGAAUGCUUAUGCAUGAAAUCUUGAUGUUAAAAUGCAUAGUUUGGAUGUACGAGAUGUGCCAUAAUAUUAUGAAAUUCAUUUAUUUUUGUAUUAACCACAUUGAUACAAGUUUUCAUAUUGGCUAUGCAUGAUAUAUGUAUGUAUGAUAUUUUCAAUUUAACAUACUAAUAUGACAUAAUUUGAUAACAUAUUCAUAAUUAUUAUGAGUUCAAGUCCAAAUGGGUCCAAUGUCUUUGACAUCCCUUAGCAAAUUGAUUGUAUGUUAUUAUUGUAACAAAUCAUUUUGAUUCUUGAGUAUUAAGUCUCAUUUUGAAUACAUAUAUAAAUGUACUCUACUCCUAUACAUGUAGCUGUAGUUACAAAAUAAUUCAUGUAGACGAUCUUGCAUAUAGGUUUUAGUGGUAGAAUCUCAAAUGUGUAAUAUUUGUAAGUUGAGUUUAUGUUACAGUCUAACUGCACAAUGCACAACUGUUGAGUCUAAGAGGUCUAAUUAUGCACAAUGCACAACUGCCAGAAACAGCAAUACAUACCCUGGAUUUUAACUUAAAUUUUUUAUUGUUUCAAAUCCAAAUACAAUUAUAUACUGCAAUUUUACAUUUUACAUUCACCAUGCCACUGGCAUGUACAAAACAUAAUAAUGGAUUUUAGAAUCUGAUUAGUUUUGACUAAUGACUUGGUUUAUGUCUUGUUUGUUGAUAUUGAUCAUUAUUGCAUUUAUCAGUACAUGUAAGUACAUUGUAAUAUACCAAUUGCACCAAUAUAAAUACUUUCCAUUUCAAUCAAUAAUACAAAGAUUUUGUAUACCUUGCUUCACAUAUUUUGGGCUUUAAUGAUCAUUUGUGCAAUUGGAUAUCAUUGUAUUCAUGUACUUGCAACACUCUCCUCCAUAAGUUUUCCAACAUGAAGUCCCCUUUUGAAUCAUGUAAUAAUAAAAUCCUGUUCAUAUUUAGCAAAGACAUAAGUUUGUUGUAAUUAAGGAACAAAGUUAAGAUUCAAAAAUGGACAGGCUUUGAUAGUCUAUCAAGUGCAAACUUGAAAUGAAAACUACUUGGCAAAGUUAUGGAUAGGGUGUACGUUUGACAGAAUUAAUCACUGAAUCUCACACUGCUUUCUUUAACAAUUAAACGGUUAGGGGGGGGCAAAAAUUAGCGGAAAAAUUGUGACCCUAACAUCCCUUAGGAGUAAAGUCAUAGCUCGCCAUGUUACUGAAUUACCCAAAUUGUUAGUAGAUUUGACUUGAAUCGAUGAACCUUUAUUUUAGAAUGUGAAAUAGGGGAUGGGGGGGGGGGCAGAUCUGCUCUCUCCCUAACCGCUGGUGUGAUGCUCAAU